GUUGCCCAAUACCUUCUUCUCUCUGCAAUUUCUUUAAUUUUAAUUACGAUUCCUUGCUCCCCCUCUUUUGCUUCUCCGGCUCUAUAAAUCCUCUAGAGCCCCUCCUCUAUUAACCUUCCUUCUUUUCUGUCCAUUUCCCUCCCUUUCACCCUUCUUCGCCUCACCUAAUUUUCUUCUUCACUCUUCUCCUCUCCUUAAUGUUACUCUAGAUUUCUUCCCCUUCUCAUACACAGCUCAAUUAGCUAUACUCAAUCACUCUUAGCUCUUAAGGUCCGGGCGUUGACGUUUUCGAAGAUGAAUCACUAUGCGAUCCAGCAGAACAACGCGUGCGAAGAGAUGAGGAAUUUGAGAGACGCCGUCGUCUGCCCCAAGCCUCGCCGUUUGAGGAGCGCAGCCCUUCACGAACCCAUCAGAUCUUGCCGAUGGCUUCUUGGCCAUCAAGCUGAGCUGAGUGAUGGGAGAGCAGGGUCGGGUCUCUUGGAAAAUCUCCUUACGAAGGGUUCUUAUGGUGUUGAACAAUUUUACUGUACAGAAAUUGCAACGGCGCACCCAUUUUACAGCGGGUCGCCACCGAGCAGAGUAGCUAACCCACUAAUUCAGGAUGCUAGAUUUGGGGAUGAGAAGCUCACCCCAUCAACACCACUGUCACCUAUACCAACUCCUUCAGGUUCAUUGUCUCCAUCCUCAUCUGCGAGGAAAGGCAGCUGUGUUCGGGCCAAUUUUGGGAGUAAGCCGGCAGUGAGGGUUGAGGGGUUUGAUUGCCUGGAUAGAGAUCGCAGAAACUGCAGGAUCCCUACCCUGGCAUAGAGGUAGAUUCACUUGACAAACAUUGAAGAAGGUACAUAAGAUGAGAUUAAGCUGAAGUUUGCUAUACAGUUACGGCGCUUUGAUAGUAUGAGGUAAUUUUGAAGUUCUCAAUCUAAAAUGAAAGGGUUCCUUCUGCCUUUUGUAAAAUGUUUGAGAGGGUUGUGUAAAUGAGAUGUGUCCUGUAAGUAAAUCAGAUGUUAACUAAAUAAACAGAGGGGAUCCUAGGUCCGUUUUAGGUUAUAAGGUUGUGAGGGGGUGGAAUUUGGUUUGAGAAGUCUGCCACCCUCUUGUAUUGUAAAUAGUAAGAAUCUGGUGGGAGAAUUUGCGUUCUAUUACCAUUUAGGUAUUUCGGAGUUCCAAUGAGCGGCUUAUGAAGUGAAUCUGUACAAAUGAAGUUGCUGUUGAGUCAAUUUAAACAGUCAUUUACAGUGUAAAUAAACCAUUUGUGUUCUAGUCU
Molecule: messenger RNA, 1264 nt
Organism: Argentina anserina (silverweed cinquefoil)
Lineage: Eukaryota; Viridiplantae; Streptophyta; Magnoliopsida; Rosales; Rosaceae
Exons: 4
Coding region: 295-807 (170 amino acids)
Source: RefSeq, a predicted model, not a curated record